GUUGGGCAUGGAAAUUGUCAAAUGAGAGAUGCGAGAAUGCUGCAAACGGAUGUGCCCACACCAGCAAUAACAGCAACUACGCCAACAACACCAACAACAAUGACGCAGAUGAGCCAGAAUAUGAGUACUAAAAUAGACAUGGACUCGCCACGGACAGUUGAGACUGCUAAAAAUGAUGAUGUUUCGUCUGAUGUCGACGAUGUACUUAAGACGACGUGUGAUAAUGAACUUAAUGCUCAUGAGCAAACAUUAAACUUGAACGUGGAAGCUGAAGGCGUUGGCGAGCGAAAGGAAAUCGAGCAUCAACAGGCGGAAAAUUUUAAUGACGCCUUUGGGCGGCGACACGACAACAACGACAACAAAGGCGAAGGCGACGACGUUGACGACGACGCCAUGAAUGCGAUGAGUACGAGUAUUAAUGCCAAAAAUAAACGCGAAAUAUGCGAGCAAAGCAAAUUAGAGACGACGGCGGCAGCUCAUAAUGAGCUAAAUAUGACUAAAGAGCAGCAGUCAAUAUGCUUAGCAAGUGAGCAAAUUCAAAGUCAAACAAUAGGGGAGCCAACAGCAGCAGCAACAUCAACAGCAGCUGCCUCCAAUCGUCAGCAGCGAAUCUCAGACGCGCGCGGAUCGUCGCCAGAGCAAGUGGAUGGUCAGCAACGGCAACAAAUUGCCAACGAUUGCCAACCCGUCAAAUUCAACGUAACCCAAACCGAUACCGAGCCAGCAACGUCGUCAUCGUCAUCAUCGUCGGGGCAUCCAAGUAUAGAAUUCCUCAAGUGUGCGGUACGCGAAUUGUUAGAAGUAAGCGGCGCCAAUAGUUUUCCGGUUGUCGAUCUUGAUUUGCUUGAUCUAUUAAGUGAAUUGCUGCAAUUGAUUGUUACGCCCAUCAAUACGGGUAACUUUUGGAGCGAGCCGUUGAUUGAACAGGUGGCAAGUGAAUGUGUGGACAUGACUGUGAGCAAAGUGAGUGAGGAGAGUGAAGCAACAGCCGCCGUUGUUGAUAUUUAUAGCGAGCAAAUUGAGCAGCCAAGUGAAUUGGAUGAUAGCAACAACAACAGCAACAACAACAGCAGCAGCAACAAUAAUCAGUGUGUGGACAUGAAGUACGACGUUUUAAGGAGCAGCUCCCGCUUGCCAGAAACUCUGCCUAGCCGGCUGUCCAGCACAGCAACAGCAAUUGCCCCUGCAACGAGUCGUAUACGUGAUGUGGUGACACCAACAGUGCCUUUAGUCACUGCAGCAGCAGCAACGAGUCGCAUACGUGAUGUGGUAAUACCAACAGUUGCACCAAUCACAGCAGCAACGAGUCGUAUACGUGAUGUGGUGACACCAACAGUUCCUCUAGUCACUGCAGCAACGAGUCGUAUACGUGAUGCUGUUGUACCGACGGCAACCACAGUGCGUCCUCUUUUAAGCGAACUAAAGCGCAACUCCUCGAGUCGUGAUGAUGUCUCAAUUGAUGUCGAUUCCCUGUUGCCGGAACGAACACGCUUGCGACGCCAACGACGCAUGCGAUCACAGGAUUCGGUCGAGGAGAAGCCCGAGGAUGUCAUAGAGCGGUUGAACAAACUAAAAGAGCGCAUUUCGGGAGCUCUCAGUGAGGUGAAGGGAGUGCUCAAGCAAUACAGCACAGAGAGUGAGGCAGAGGCAGCCGGAGAGAAAUGGUUGGGACCGCCAACUUCAUCCCUACCGAAAGUGGAGAAUGAGCCGGAGGCAGGGCAACCUGUACAGUUUCGUUUUGUAAAGAAAUUACGCAGACGUAGCUACUUCGAUGAGGCCGAUGAGGAGAAGAUACAGGAAAAGGAACAGUCUACGGCAGAAAACACAAAGGAUAACGAGAGCCAGACUAAAUCUGAAAAGGAGUCUGCAGUGGAAACUACAACUAAAGCUAGCAAGGAACAGGAGCUAACUAAAGCAAAUCAAGCAAGUAAAACUAAGGAGAAGGACGAGUUAAAAAAGCCAAGAGAAGAAGAGGCAGAGCAGAAAAUAAAUAAAACAGUCACCACAGCCAAAGAAGAGAAGGAACAGCCCUUAAAGACACAGGAAAAACAGGAGCAGACGAAAGUUAUAGAUGCUAGUCUAUCAGCCAAAAUCGAAGAAGAGAAGAAGAAAAGUCUUAAAGAAACUGAAGAACCAAUCAAAGCCAAAGAAGAGAAGCAGCAGCUAAAGGAACAACAGGACAAGCCUGCAAUCAAUGGAGAGUUACCAUUAAAAACCGUUCAAAAGGACAAAGUGCAGGCCAAGAUAGAGUUUCUGGCCAAGGUGCAAAGCGAACUCAAGUCAAAGCCCAAGACAAAAGAAGCACCUACCGUCAAGGAGCAGUCCCAAGAAGCCAUUGGAGCAGCAGCAGCAACAAAUCAACAACCGCAACCCGUUGAAGCAGUUGAGGCGACGCCCCAAACAGCAACAUUGCCAAAGGAAUCCGCAACGCAGCCUGCGAAUUUAGAUGAAGGCACAAAACUUGCAGCUUCAGAAACAACAGCAAGUGUUGGCACCAAAAAGAAGACCAUUGUUAAGUUGAGGAAUCCGCGACGUGCAUCAAUUGCUGCCGUGGAGCCAUCGAAGAUUGUGCCUGAGCCCGUGCAGAUCGAUGCACUGGCACAAAGACGACCCUCCGACUCGGAAGCGAUUGUUAAGCGCAAGAAGAAGCUGAAUUUAACGAGCAGCGUUACAAAUGUGACAGGCAAGCCAACAACUUCCGGCACAACAGCAGCAGCAACACAGUUGCAAGAGCAGCAGCAGCAGCAGACGGUGAUAAAUGAACAACUUGUAGCUGCAAAGGUCGACGGCAAUGUUAACACUGCCAAACGCGAAACAAAACCAAUUGCCAAAAGUGUUGAGCGAGAUGAGAAGAGGAUAGAAGCAGCAACAGCAGCGGCAGCUACAGCGCCAGCAGCAGCUACAACGACAACAGCAACAGCAACUGCAGCGACAGCAACUGUGACAGCGGCGCCAAAACAAUUGCCAAUCGAUCAGCUUGCCAAUAAAGCAACAGCCAGCGAGCAGAGCAGACGCGCCAGCCUGAAACUAGCGGAGUUAGUUGGUGAAACGGUGCUGGUGGUGCCCACAGCAACCACACAGGACUUAACAGCAACAGCAGCAGCAACAACAACUGCAGCAACAACAGAGACAGUGUCAACUGUAAACAGCAGUUCAUUUAGCCAGUCCAAAGAACCCAUUAAUCAGCCAGCAAUUAUCCCGGCAACACAGCAAAAACAAGUGGUUGUACACGCUGACAUUGAAGUCGCCCCCGUCGAUGUUGUUGUCUCAUCGACGCCACAAAUAGCAGCGACAUUGAGCGAAGUGCCGCACGACGAGUCAUCGUUACACAAACAACAACAGCAACAACAACAACACAUAGAUCAAGAGCAGCAACAACUAGUGGAAGCUACAAAAGACAACGCACAGGAGCAAUCUGACGACAGUCUAGUCGUCAUGCCAGAGCUGAAAGUACUCGCCGGGCCAGUGCAGCCUGUGAAAAUUGAAACGGUUGAACAACCACACGAUGAAUCCGAUCUAUCGGUAAUCAAAAAGAAGUCGCCGCAUCUGAAGAAACUGGUGCGCAAAAGUUCCAUAGACAAGGGCAAGGAGAAGGUGAAUGAGUCGGCCAAGUUGACCAAUAUACUCAAGGAUAAGAACAAGAUCAGCAAUUUAACAGACAGAAUCAACAAGGCAACGCCGCCUAAGAAACAAACAAAGGCAGCAAAGGAACAGGCAGCAGCAACAGUUGCAGACACAGAACAACAACAGGAAAAUGCUGAGAAGGAGCUGCAGACAGAGACAGCGACAGAGCCGGAGUCGGAGUUGGAACCACAACCGGAUGCUGCGGCAGCACCUAAACCAAAGAAACCACGACAGAUAAAAAAGAAAGUGAUUAUCAAACGGCAGAAGCGACGACUCUCCAUUGGCGACACAUUCUUCAUACAACAGGAGCCGGAGGAGCCCAAAGUACCCGAAAUUGAGACAAUCGAGAAAGCCAUUGCCUAUGUGACAGACGAUGAGGAUGAUGUUGAGCCCGAGCCGGAACCAGAGCCAGCCAAGCCACUGAAAUCCUGCCUACAUGUACGCGAAUAUAAAAUCGGAGAUUUGAUUCUCUAUGCGGAGCGUUAUCGGAAGACACAGGUGCGCUGGAAACGGGGACGAGUGUUGGAGCGCAUCACCAGCAUUUCGUAUAAGCUGGAGAUUGAGGGCAAAGAGGUGCCAGCCCACAUAAGCUAUAUUAAGAAGUACACCGGCAGGAAGGUGAAAUUUGUGGGUAAGGAGUAUCUGGAUAUCGACUACGAGCAGGUUGUCGAGGAGGAGCGACGUGCACGCAGCUACAGCAUAUGGAAUAUGGUCUAAAAACAAAAAAUAACCAAAUUACAACUGGAACAUCAUGUGUAAGUGUCCCACAAAUUGUGAUCGUCGCCCUCGGCCUCAGCCUUUGAGUGGAAUUAAAGAAUUCGUUGUUAGCGCAACGAUAUUUUUUAAGGAUCUCAAAUAAUGACAUUCAGUUAUGUUAUAGUGUAUAUGUCUCUAGAUAGUUAUGUAUAUAUGUACUCGUACCACCUAAUAUUAUCAUUAUGUUAUGCUACCGAUCUAUAUCUAUGUAGUUUAGUUAUCCUAGUGUUAGACAUAUAGAGCUCUAAUAUUUUGUAUGUAAAUUGUACGUAAAUUAUUCCAAGAACUCAGCAACUCGUUUGAUUCAAACAUAAAUAAAAUGGCGUUGUUCGCUGCAAAAGUAACGAGUGUCUAUAAAAAGUAACGAAUUUGUUAUAAAAUUUAACGUUGCGCUUUUCGUUUUAAAAGUUUAGUUUACAUUUUAAGCAACUCAUAAUGAAACAACAUAUUAAUUGUUAAAUAAAAGAUUUGAAAAAAUAUUU
Molecule: messenger RNA, 4862 nt
Organism: Drosophila innubila
Lineage: Eukaryota; Metazoa; Arthropoda; Insecta; Diptera; Drosophilidae
Product: plectin
Exons: 1
Coding region: 22-4341 (1439 amino acids)
Source: RefSeq, a predicted model, not a curated record